AUGGUACUUCCACCAUUCAUCCUUCUUCUUCGGCUCAUCGUCCACCUCUGGAUUUCCUCAUCCUCCGUCGCCUCCCUCACAUUCCAGAAACCAACCUUCGAUCCAAACGACGCCACAAUAACCUGCGAGGGAGGCGCCGCGGCCGCUUCCGGCGUCCUCAAACUGACCAACGCCCACCACAAAAACGAAGUCAGCCGGGUAACCUACGCCGACAAAAUCCCGCUCUGGGAUUCCGCCACCGGAAACCUUUCCGACUUCCGCACCCGCUUCUCCUUCUCCAUCUCCGCCAAACCCGGCACCCAGCAGCUCCCCUGCGGAAUCUCCUUCUUCCUCGCCCCCUUCGGCUUCCCCGUCCCUACCAACUCCGCCGGCGGCUACAUGGGUCUCUACAACUUCACCUACCGGACCUAUUCCCCGGCGAACAAAGUCGUCAAUGUCGAAUUCGACUCCUUCGUGAAUGCAGUUUGGGAUCCUCCGUUCCGCCACGUUGGGAUCAACAACAACUCUAUUUCCUCCGCGGUAUUUGCUCCCUGGGAGGUCGAUUCGCUCUCUGCGAACCCAAUCGUGGUGGAAAUCAACUACACGGCCAGCACCCACAAUCUCUCCGUGUCUUGGAAUUACGCCUCUGUUCUAGACCAGAGUUCGAGCCUCUCCUAUCGAAUCGAUCUGCGGAAAGUUCUGCCGGAAUGGGUCGCCGUUGGGUUUACUGCUACCACAAAUCAAUUCCCAGGGGAUCAGGAGCUUUUGUGGUGGGAUUUCAGCUCCACUCUGGAAAUCAACCAAAAGGAUGUGGCAAAUGUCGAAAGGAAAGUGCUUCUGGUUCUUCUUGCUGUGCCAUUAGGGUUUGCCGUAGCAGCAAAAGUGAUUGCGGACGGAGUCGGUCGGAGCCGGAAGAAGAAGGAAACGAUUGAAGGAGUGAGUUUGUUGUCCAUCAAUGUCGAGUUCUCCAAAGGCGCAGGUCCCAGGCGUUCUGCACAAGUGAUCCAGGAGUACAUAACUGAAGUGAAGGUGAUCAGCAGGUUGAGGCACAGAAAUCUGGUGAAACUCAUAGGCUGGUGCCACGAGAGAGGCGAAUUCUUGCUUGUUUACGAGUUCAUGCCAGAGGGUAGUCUUGAUUCACACCUCUUUGCGAACUGUAUCAGCACCGGGAGCCAUCCUCUCCGAUGGCCCGAAAGGUACAGAGUGGCUCUGGGCUUGGCCUCUGCUUUGCUCUACCUUCAUGAAGAAUGGGAGCAAUGCGUGGUUCACCGUGACAUCAAAGCAGCUAAUGUCAUGCUCGAUUCCGGAUUCAACGUCAAGCUUGGGGAUUUCGGGCUGGCUCGACUGGUUGAUCAUGAGCUGGGACCUCAAACGACGAGGCUGGCUGGAACCAUUGGGUACAUGUCCCCAGAGUAUAUCAGCAAUGGAAGAGCUAGCAAGGAAUCGGAUGUGUAUAGCUUUGGGGUGGUGUGUUUGGAGAUUGCCACGGGAAGGAGAGUUGUCGAUUACAUCGAGGACGGCCUGGAGAUGGGUUUGGUUGAAUGGGUUUGGGAACUGUAUGGGAAUGGGAAUCACAGUGUCGCCAUUGACGGGAGGCUCGUGGAAUUCGACGAAAGAGAAGUGGAAUGCUUGAUGGUGGUGGGUUUGUGGUGUGCUCAUCCUGAUUCAUCCCAGAGAGCGUCGAUCAGGCAGGCGAUUCAGAGCAGAGGAGGAAGGGACCUUCCAUUCUUCUUCGAUUGGAAUGGAGAGAUGAGGGAUCCGUCGGAAAGAGGGAAUUGGAAUGGAGGACAGAAGAGGGUUCGGAUGGGAAGCGGAAAGGAGUGGUCGGACAGAAAGGACUCCUUCGUCGUUGUAGUUGUUCACAUGCUUGUCACCGCCGGUCGGGAGGAGGAGAGAGGCUGGGUUGUGUGA
Molecule: messenger RNA, 1890 nt
Organism: Linum tenue
Lineage: Eukaryota; Viridiplantae; Streptophyta; Magnoliopsida; Malpighiales; Linaceae
Source: the annotation of a GenBank genome assembly